GGUAUAUCCAUAAAGUAAUACUCUAUGGGUAAAUCCAAAAUAAUCUUAUUGUGUCAAAAUGUGUUAUCUAUAGAAAUCUCAUAAUAAUUACAUUUUUCAUUGAUAAUCUUAAAUAAAGUGGUGAAUUAAAUGGUCUUUAAAUUUUGAAACGUUUUAAAGUAAACUGAAAUCGAUAGUAGAAUGCAAAGAGCUAAAUUAAAAGUUAUAAAUAUUGGGACAUCGCUAAAAUUGAUGUAUGUAUCCAAGUUAUUUAGAUUCUGUCAUUCUAAAGUUAGUUGGCAUGAUCGAGUAUUUUCAGGGAUUCAACCAACUGGCACAUUGCAUUUAGGUAACUAUUUUGGAGCUGUUUCUAAGUGGGUUCAAUUACAAAAUGAAAACAAAGAAGUUUUACUUAGUAUUGUUGAUUUACACUCGAUCACAUUGCCUUAUGACACAAAUAAGUUACAAAAUAAUAUUCUUCUUAUGACUGCUAGUUUAUUAGCAAGUGGUAUAAAUCCUAAUAAAAGUGUAUUAUUUUUGCAAUCUCAAAUCUCUGAACAUACACUGUUAAGUUGGGUUUUAGGAUGUUUAACUACUAUGCCAAGAUUGGGUCAGCUACCUCAAUUUAAAGAGAAAUCUUCUAUGUUAAAAGAUGUACCACUUGGUUUAUAUUUGUAUCCUGUUUUACAAGCUGCAGAUAUUUUACUAUACAAAGCUACUAAAGUUCCUGUUGGCGAAGAUCAAGUCCAACAUUUACAAUUAGCUCAUGCUUUAGCUCGUUCCUUUAAUACACGAUAUGGAGUAACUUUUCCCAUCCCCGAAAUUCUUGUUCAAAAAGACAGUUCUUCAAGAAUAAGAAAUCUCCGUGAUCCAACUAAAAAGAUGUCGAAAUCUCAUCCUGAUCAAAGAGGUCGUAUAGAAAUCACUGAUUCUUCUGAUGUAAUUGCAGAAAAAAUAAAAAAAGCUGUUACUGAUUGUAUAUCAGAGGUUACAUAUGAUCCAGAAAAUAGACCUGGAGUUUCUGCUCUUGUAGCUAUGCAUUCUUUUGUAACUGGAUCAUUACCUGAAAAAAUUUGUGAAGAAAAUUCGUUUUUGGACACUGGCCGCUAUAAACAAGUAGUGUCUGAAAUAUUAAUAGAAAAAUUUUCUCCUAUACGUCAAGAAAUUUUCAAACUGAUGGCAUCACCAGAUUAUUUAUUUAAAACUCUUGAAGAAGGAAGAUAUAAAGCAAGUUCUAUUGCUGAAAAAACUUGGAGUGAAGUAGCAAGUAAAAUUGGCUCAUUUCCUUCAAAUACUAUUAAAUGUAGUUCAUCCAAUUCAAAAAUUAUUAAUAGUUAAUAAAAACAAAUUCUUUGUUAAUGUUCAAUUUAGAAUUAUAUGUGCAGUUUCUUUUUAA
Daktulosphaira vitifoliae (grape phylloxera) is the source of this 1375-nucleotide messenger RNA. RefSeq names its product tryptophan--tRNA ligase, mitochondrial (gene TrpRS-m). The transcript has 7 exons. Gene Ontology annotation, molecular function: ATP binding; tryptophan-tRNA ligase activity. The record is from RefSeq and is a predicted model, not a curated record. Gene Ontology annotation, cellular component: mitochondrion; mitochondrial matrix. The coding region runs from base 181 to 1317 and encodes 378 amino acids. Gene Ontology annotation, biological process: mitochondrial tryptophanyl-tRNA aminoacylation. Lineage: Eukaryota; Metazoa; Arthropoda; Insecta; Hemiptera; Phylloxeridae.